Messenger RNA from Drosophila busckii, 1335 nucleotides. RefSeq lists its product as uncharacterized. Gene Ontology annotation, biological process: negative regulation of G2/M transition of mitotic cell cycle. NCBI's taxonomy places the organism in Eukaryota, Metazoa, Arthropoda, Insecta, Diptera, Drosophilidae. The coding region runs from base 196 to 1047 and encodes 283 amino acids. The transcript has 3 exons. The record is from RefSeq and is a predicted model, not a curated record.
UGACUUAUCGAUAAUAAGCAGCACAUAUUUCGAAAUAUAAAAUUUGUAUAAUGCAGAAUGUUGUAGCAAGCAGUAAAAUAACAGCUUAAAUGUAUCGAUAAAAAAAAAGUGGAUAGCACCUAUCGACAAUCAGCUGUAGUGUUGCUACAAACAACAAGACAUAAACAAAAGAACUGCCAACCAAAUCAGGACAAAAUGCAAGGCAAGGACGAUCGAUCCAAGGAUAAUCGCCGCAACAUGAAGCAGCAUAAAUAUUACAAUAAACAACAACGCGGAGGUGGUAACACCUCGUCCAGCUCGCCGCAAGCAACCGGAGUCCGCAGCAUUGUGGAUGUGGCAGAUUCCAGCGAUGAACCUAGAUUUGCACGCAAGGCUUGGACAAGCGGCACACGCUCGCUAGCGCCCCAAAAAAAUCGCGAUAUAUUGGAAACGUUGCCACCUACGGACACUGACGAUAUGGAGCAGCUAGGCAUGGAUGGCGUGCCCAUGGAUGAGAAUGCCCGAGCUCAGCUGCGUGCGGGCGAUUACAAACAAAUGUCGCAGUUCCCUAGUUUAGGUGGCGGCCACUUCACCUUUGGCGCCGAAAAAGAAUGGAACAGCAUAGCCGAAGGACAGACACAAUUACAUACCAAGGCAGCCAACAGUUACUUUACACUCAACUUGAGUCUGCUCAACAGCGGCCUGCAGACUAUACCCUUCUAUAAGCGCAUGGAUUAUCCCACUUGCAUGUUCACACGUCAGCAGCUUACGGCACAAAACGAGGCAGCGGAACGUGCUGAGCGAAUAUACCAGGAGCGAAUAUUACGGGAACUACAUGGCAAUGAGCCACAAUCACGCUCAGCUACAGCCAAGUCUAGCAAAGCAGCACAGCCUGCUGCAGCAGAAGCUGUCGAGGCUCCCGAUGAGCUUGACGAAUUGCUGGCAUUGACCAAUACGCAUCUGGAGCAGACCUCACUUAGCCCAGCACCAGCGCAACCAGUUGCAGCAGCAGCAACUGCGCCUAAAAAUGAUGUGGAGCAAUGGCUCGAUAGUGUUCUGGAUGAAUAAGCUAAUUUCUGAGCUUCUACAUUAACUAUUUGGCUUCAUAUAUAGUAUAAAAAUCGCUCGAAGCUUCCGUAGAAAUAGUCCUUAACAGAUAAAGACAUUUUGCAUAGAUACAUUUCAAUAACAAAUUAUAAAAAUGCACUGUAGUAAAAUGUUAGCUUUCAAGCUAACAUUCGAAGCUGUUACCGAUGUGCCUGUAUACAUAUCAGGAAUACCUCUUUAAUAUAAAUAGAUGUAGUUUUUAAAAAUUUAGCUUUAUACGCUUUUAAGUUUAUAAAAACUGUGUUUUGU